AUGGCUGGUUUGGCAGUUCCUGCCUCGGAGUUCCGGGCGCGGAAGCAGCAGAUCCUCGCCUCGCUGGACCGCAGCCCCAAGGGCUCGCUGGAUGCUCCAAUCGUCGACUUUUUGGAGUGGCUGAACCAGCAGGAAUCAGUGGUCACCACCUCCUCCUGCAGCGGCCGCAUCGCCAUUUUCCACGGCUCUGGGGAUUCGGCUAAUUCCAAAGGUGGCAAGUGGCUUUUGGCCAGCCACACCAAAGUGGAGAACCCCGCGGAGGUUUGGGCGCAGCUGCAAUCGCUAGGAGAUGCGGAUGCUGAGGGCACGCUGACCACGCUGCUCCUGGAGCCCUUCGUGCUGCAUGCGGAGUGCGCAGACGCCUCCACGGCCCAGCGCAUGCUGGGCGCCGCACGGGAGGCUGGCUUCCGCGAGAGCGGCAUCAGCUUGGGCCGGAAGCGGGUGAUGCUGCAAGUCCGCACCUUGGCGAUGCGUUUGGAGGUGCCCUUGGCCAUGGAUGGCCGGGUCUUGGUGGAGGAGGCCUACUUCAAGGUGCUCCUUGACAUUGCCAACGCUCGCCUGGACGAGAACUUGGCACGCGUCGCGCGGCUUUGGCAGAACUUCCGCGAGGAUGCUACGAGCAGCUCCAGUGACCCGGCAGCGCCUUGGGUGCUGCAUGCUCCGCAAAGCUCGGCGCGGGCGGUGAAGCUGGCGCUGGAGGCGCGGAACUGGAUGGAUCCGGGCCGCAAGAUGCAGAGCAUCACCAGCGACACCAUAGGCCUUCCGCUGACGCUGGAGGCUGCAGAGACCUUGCAGGCGGGCCGGCGGAUGGGAUGCUUCGUGCGGAAGGGCAGAUUUGGUUCGAAGCGGCGGAAGCUCCACGAGCCCGAGCCCGAGCUCGCGAUCGAAGCGCCUCCCCGCGUCACAGCGGCCAUUACGCUGCGGGGGAGCGUCAUCACGGAGGCCAUCCUCCAUGGCUUCAAGGAUGUGGAGAACAGGUCGGUACGACUUCCCGCUGGUUGGAUUGCGUUGCACACAGGGAAGGGCAAAUGUGACGAGCUCUUGGAUCAGAUCAUGAGGCGCCUGGCGCCCGGGCUGCCUUCAGAUGCGCAGUGCCCCAAGGGCUGCGUGGUGGGCGCGGCUUGGGUGAAGAGAUCUGUCACCUUGCAGGAGCUUCGCGAGCACUUCGGCUGCAAUGAGGAAUGCAACGGUCCAGCGACUGGAGACCUGCGGCAUGUGCCUCACUGCAAGUUCAGUCCACAUGCCGGCGGCCCCAUCUGCAAUCUUCUGAGCGCCUCGCUGCGGCUGCCGACGCCGGUGUUUUGCAACGGCGGCCUGGGCUGCUGGCGACUGCCGGACCAGGUGCGGCAGGAGGUGCAGAAGCAGCUGGACGACGUCCCGGUGUGUCACUUCCCUGGCGUGAGGCCGCAGGCCUGGCCACUUUCCUGGGCCCCCACACUGAGCCGCGCCGACGUGCGGUGGCACCGCGAUAUGCGGCCGGAGAAGCGGACAUCGGCUCCAGCCGUGCGGGCAGAGGCGUCUUUGCAUCGCUUCUUCAAGCUCGCAGGCGCCACCGAGCCUGCCGGCGCGGCUGUCGACAGCCGCGCGGACUUUGAUGGCGGGCAGGACGCGUCCGCGCCCAGCUCUGGACACCGAGGAGGAUCUGUGCCGAUCAUUGACCUGGAGCUUGACUCUGACGCGGAGGAAAAGGGCACCGCUGCCACUGCCAUGCCCUGCCCGCACCUGGCGGUUGCUAUCCCGGCGGCAUGGACGCUUCACGGAGUUAAGGCGCUUGUCAAGGAUGAGGCGGAGGAGCUUCAGCCGGCCGAGGUGACAGUCGCCGAGCCAGCUACAGACAAGCUGCCCAAGAAGCUGCGGCCCCCCACGCAGCCUGCAGAUCUGGAGGACCUUUGGCGCCGCGGCGUGCUGCGGCUGAGCCGGGACACGCUGCCAACAAAGGGCGCAGUGCCAUCGGCAGCGGGCAAGGAGAAGGCGAAGCUGGAAGAGGUGCUGCAGAAGUAUUUGGAAGACCUCGGGCAAGCUCCUGCCGGCGAUACCGCCGCCUUGCUUCGGGAGGUGCGAGAGCUGAGUGUCCAGUGGCGCGCGGACGUGGCGCUUCUGCCGCGGGGAGCUCUCACAGGCGCCGACUGGCAGAACCUCGCCGAGGCUUCCGGUGAAAGCCUGUGGGAGCGCUUGCGUGUGGCCCUGGGCGCGCGCCUCUUGGGCAGGCAGCAGGAGAUCCGCGUGGAUGACGAAGUCCGCGGAGGAAACGUGCAGAUCCUCGCGGGCAGCGGCAGCGGCUGGGUGCUGGUGCCUGGGCCCAAGGGCGUGCGCUACGCCUUCGACAUCACCAAGUGCAUGUUCUCGGAGGGCAACGCUGGGGAGAAGGAACGUGUGGCCACCUGGCCCGUGAAGGGCGAGACCAUUCUCGACCUCUACGCAGGCAUCGGCUUUUGGACGUUACCGUUGCUGGCGGCGGGAGCUGCGCAGGUCUUCUCCUGCGAGUGGAACCCCAAUGCGCUGGAAGGCCUUCGGGAGGGCUUGCGCCUGCUGGGCCGCCGUGAGGCCUGUGAGGUGCUGGCUGGGGACAACCGCCGAGACGAGGUGCUGGAAAAGGUCCGCGACAAGUGCCACCGA
This is a messenger RNA of Effrenium voratum, 2616 nucleotides long. The record is from the annotation of a GenBank genome assembly. Lineage: Eukaryota; Dinophyceae; Suessiales; Symbiodiniaceae.